AUGCACUUAAUUUUUCUUCUCCUACUGCCUAUAUUCUUGGGCGGUUGGGCAUGCCCGGAUGAGUGUCAAUGCUCAUCGAAUACCGUCUCGUGCACAGGAAAAGGAUUGACACGAAUUCCCAAUGGAAUACCCGAACACACGCAGAGAUUAGAUCUUCAAGAGAACAAGAUCUCGAUCAUCAGAAAGGAUGACUUGAGCCAUUUAAGUCAACUGAAGAUUCUACAAGUGAUGGACAAUGAGAUCCACACAAUCGAGGCAUCAUCGUUCGACAAUCUCACUCAUUUGGAAAGAGUACGCUUGAAUCGAAAUCGUCUCCGCGACUUGCCCGAACGUCUAUUCCUCUACAACGACAAAUUGCACAGAUUGGAUCUUUCCGAGAAUCAGCUCUCGAUCAUCACGAAUGAACACCUCCGUGGUCCGAAAGCGAUGCGGAAUCUUCAGUUGGAGAAGAAUGCUUUGUUUUGUCUGGAAACUGAUGUGAUCUCGGCUUGGGAAAUGCUCGAAGUACUCACUCUCAAUGGCAACAAUCUGACCACAAUUCCAGAGUUCAAUGUGCCCGACACACUCAGAGUCAUUCGAUUAGCUGAUAACCCGUGGUUAUGUGACUGCCGAAUGUCUUGGGUUCAUCAAGAAUUGAAUCCACAAUGGCAAGCCGCUGUGAAAUGCUAUAGGCCGGCUCUGUUGCAUGGGCGGCUGUUGACAUCGUUGCGGGAUGAGGAGCUCAAAUGUUCGGGAAUUGAGAAACGAGCAUCGUUCAGUUGUGCCGAUACAAGAAUCUGUCCGGUCUCCUGUACUUGCACGGAGAGUACGGUAGACUGUCGAGAUGGUGGACUCACCACAAUCCCUGCCAAUCUGCCGAAAUCGACUCAAGAACUCCGAUUGGAACAGAAUAAAAUCUCCUAUGUACCUGCAAGAGCUUUCCACAAUUUGCCCCAUCUUCGACGUCUUGACUUGAGUCAGAACCAAAUCGUUGAAAUUGCUCCACAAGCGUUUGCUGGAUUGGAAAAGCUGAACUCUCUCGUACUUUACGGUAAUUUGCUUCAAGAUCUACAUGAAGAUGCAUUUGCCGGCCUUUUCUCUCUUCAACUACUACUUUUGAAUGCGAAUCAGUUGACUUGCUUGAGAAAAGGAACCAUGAAUCCGCUGCCGAAUCUCAACAUGCUCUCUCUGUACGACAACAAGAUUCGCUCGAUCUCAAAUGGGACUUUUGACUCGUUGAAACAUUUACAAACAAUUCAUUUGGCGAAAAAUCCGUUGAUCUGCGAUUGCAAUCUAGAAUGGUUGGCUAAUUUGCUGUCAUCUCGUGAAAUGGAGACUUCUGGAGCGCGAUGCGAGGCACCGAGAAGAUUGGCGAAGAAAAGAUUGGCGGCAAUUCCACCAACGAGAUUUAGAUGUAAAGGAUCUGAAAUGUUUGUGACAGCGAAAGCCGGUGAAUGCAUUAUUGAUCACGAUUGCCCGGAUCAAUGUGCUUGCUCUGGAACUGUUGUUGAUUGCAGCAAUCGAGGCUUAACGAAACUCCCCGACGAAAUUCCCCAAUUCACCACAGAGCUUCUCCUAAAUGGAAACCUACUUAACAAACUUGAUGAUCAAUCCUUGAAAUUGCCACAACUUCUGAAAAUUGAUCUCUCUUCCAAUCAAUUUUUGGCGAUUCCCGUGAAAGCUUUUGAGAAGACACCGCAAUUGAUGCAAAUCAAUCUCUCCAACAAUCAGCUGAAAUGUUUGACGGAAAAGGCUUUCACCCAUCUACAGAAAUUGGAAUCUUUGGCUCUUGAUGGAAACAAUUUCUCUUGUGGUUGUCAUUUGAUGUCAUUUGUUGAAUGGUCAAGAGAAAAGCCGGCUCUCAUCCUUGAAGGAGCUACGUGCAAGAAUGGGGAAUCGGUCAAGAAAUUUGUCGAUCUGGAUGUGGAGUCUUCUAGUUGUGAAGGAACUCGAGACAUUUGUGCAGAUGAUGGAAAUUACUGCCCACCCGGUUGUUUGUGCAAGGAGACAAUUGUUAGAUGUUCAAGCCAAAACCACACCGCUAUCCCCACCGGAGUACCGAUGGACACCACUGAAUUGCUUCUCGACUCAAACUCGAUCACGAAAAUCGAACAAAAAGAACUCAUCGGACUUCAGAAUUUGAUUAAGCUAGAUUUAUCUAACAAUCGGAUUACUUCAAUUGAGAAUGACACCUUUGCGAGUCUUCCAAAGCUCUCAACGUUGAUCUUGAGUUACAACAAGAUUCAAUGCUUAGCUGAAAGGGCUUUCACAGGAAUGACAAACUUGAGAAUACUAUCUCUUCAUGGGAAUGAUAUCUCAACGCUCCAACAAACGGCUUUUGAUGGAAUGGCUAAUAUCACUCACAUUGCCCUUGGAAGCAAUUCUCUUUACUGUGACUCACAUCAAUCACAGUUGACUUGUGGUGAGCCAAUCCCGCCAAAAUUCUUGGCAAAGUGCGAUCCUUGUGCUCAAAACAAGUGUGAAAACAAGGGAACUUGCCAGAGAACGGGAAACGCUGAAUUUACUUGCAUUUGUGCUGCCGGUCAUUAUGGAGCUCGUUGUGAAAAGGAGAUCGAUGCCUGCUUUGGCCAUCCUUGUCUGAAUAACGCUACUUGUAAGGUGACGGAAAGAGGUCGAUUCAAUUGUGUCUGCCGUAAAGGUUUCACCGGUCAAUUCUGCCAAAUUAACAAGGACGAUUGCGUUGAGAACAAAUGCCAAAAUGAAGGAAAAUGUAUUGAUAUGGUGAAUGGCUAUCGUUGUGAAUGCGAAGAGCAAUUCGCUGGGAAAUAUUGCGAAGAGAAGCUGGAAUUCUGCUCGAAGAGACUGAAUCCGUGCAAGAAUGGAGGCAUUUGUAGCAAGACUAAUGACACUUACAGCUGUGAUUGCGCUUUUGGAUUCACGGGGAAGAACUGUGAGAUCAAUAUUGAUGAUUGCAAGGAGAACGAGUGUCGGAAUGGGGCUCAAUGUGUGGAUGGAGUCGGGGCUUACACUUGCGAAUGCACUCAUGGCUUCCGCGGUCCCUAUUGUGAGCUUCCUCCAUCAUCAAAUUUCCUCUACCAAAGCACUCAUCAUUGCUCGGCUCUUUCAUGUAUUCAUGGUGCUUGCAUGGCCAACGAAGAGGAUGAUGAACAUGAAGCGUACUGCCAAUGUCAUGCAGGCUACUUGGGAUCAAAAUGUGAUGUGCUGGUCUCAGCCGGAUUUUCUUCACCUCUAUCCUUCUUGGCACUUGAGCCAUUAAAUGCUCCAUCGACCAACAUUUCCUUCGUUUUGACAACAGAAAGCAGCAAUGGAAUUAUUGCAUAUCAUGGCGAUGAAUCAGCUCAUAUUUCGAUUGAGCUUUUCUCUGGUCGAAUCAAAGUCUCAUGGGAUGUUGGCAAUCCACCAGCCUCGUUGCUUUACAGUUAUUCAAUUGUUAACGACAAUCGCCCACAUGCAAUCAAUCUUGUGCUUCGAGGCCAGAAACUGGCGAUGAAGAUUGAUGGAAAUGAUGGACAAUUUAUUGAAAACUCGGGAUCUGUGCAAGAGUUUGCACUCAAGAAGAAAGAUUUUCUCUAUUUUGGACGGCCUCAAAUAGACACCGCCAAUCAAGCAAUCAGAAAUUUUCAUGUCCGCCAGAAUAUAAGCUUUAAAGGUUGUCUAUCCGAUUUGAUAAUCGACAAACGAACAGUCGACUUCUCAACAACGGAGAAAUCUGAAAAUAUUGAACAAGGUUGCUCCAAAGUGAUUAACUAUUGCGCCGGAAACGUUUGUGGAAAAGGGAAAUGCACGGUUGAUCUAACAACACAACGCGGCUACAAAUGCCAAUGCCCACAAGGAUUUUCCGGCAAUGAUUGCUCUCAAAGAAAGAUUCAAUGCAAUAAGGAGAAAUUCAAGGAAUAUCACGUUGAAGGGGAUUGCAGAUCGAUUGAUGAAAUCAAAUCGGCUCGUUGUGAUGGUUAUUGUGGAGAGAAUGGUGAUUGUUGCACAGCCGUCAAACAGAAAAGACGAAAAGUGAAAUUGCACUGCAAGAAUGGGACCAGCAAAGUCUCUGUGGUGCCUAUCGUUCGAAAAUGUCUUUGCAACAGUACUUGUUCCAAAAGAAGAUUA
Messenger RNA from Mesorhabditis belari, 4065 nucleotides. NCBI's taxonomy places the organism in Eukaryota, Metazoa, Nematoda, Chromadorea, Rhabditida, Rhabditidae. The record is from the annotation of a GenBank genome assembly.